GUCUUGUUGUGAGCUGCCCAGAGUCCCAAUGGGAGUGGGCAGCAUACAAAUUUUAAAUUCCAAUUCCAAAUUACUUUUUUCUAAUAUAUGAUUAAAGAUCAGUUAAAUCAAUUAAAUUUUAAUGUACUUUUUGUAAAUAUUUUUGUAAAUAUGUAACUAAAAGUCUAUUAGGGGAGUCGCAAUUCUUGGAUUGCUAGCCCUUGCAUUAUAUUUUCAUGUAUUUCCUAUUUUAAAAUAGUGGGUAAUUUUGCACUGAGUUUGGAUAGCAUAGUGAGAAUUGUUUAAUUUUAUUCAUUCAUUUAUAUCCUACAUUUCUUAUUUUUAUAAAUAACUUGAGGCAGUGAACAUACGUAAUACUCCUUUCUCCUCCUAUUUUUCCCACAACAACUGACCUGUGACAUGGGUUGAGCUGAGAAAGUAACUGGUCCAAAGCCACACAGCUGGCUUUCGUGCCUAAUGGGGGAUUAGAAUUUACAGUCUUCUGAUUUUUAGCCUGGUACCUUAACCCAUAGACCAAACACAGAUCUCAACUCAAGGAUAAGAAGAAUUGGGUUUCUUCACAUGGCAGAGAAGCUGAAAAUGAUAACUUUGUUCUUCCAGAUAGUGAUUGUCCUUUGAAGGAUGCAGCCAGUAGGAAAAUUGCUAGAAUGACAGUAAAGGCUCGAGAACACUGCCUUAGGAUGCUGGAAGAAGCAUUGGUCACCAAUCGGCAAGCAGCACCAGUCACAGAUAGUUCAGGUCUUCUAGCAUGUGCUGUAGAGAUGGAAUAUGAAGCUUUCCGGACUAGUAAGAUGGCAAACCUAUACAAGGCAUCAGUUCUAAAGAAGGUCACCGAAAUUAACAAAGCUUCCAAAAAUGGGGAGUUGUAUGCCAUCCCGGACUUGGGAAUUAGUGACUAUCCCAAGAUGAAAGGUGAAUCAACUGCUACACAUGAUGAGGUCUUCUGUCAAGCAUCUAAAGUGAAUACUUUCAAACCCAAGAGAAUGGGGAUUGGAUUUCAAAACAAGUCUGGCAUGUUCCAGUCUGCUUCAGAGGUUCUAUCUGUUAAGGAAGGAGAUGACAUUAAUGUUGUAAAAGAAGAAAUUGGCUCAGGCUGGAAGGAAGACAGUGGUUGUGGUCCCAAGCCUUUGGAUAUGGGUGACAUUCUUGAGGAUAAGGAGGAAACAACCAACAAAAUAUGCAAAAACGGUGCUGAAUCCCCUGAAACAAAAGGACAGCAUGACAUUGCUGAGGCUGUCACCUCCUUGCUGGUUAGUCAUGAAAAGAGAAAACCUACUAAGAAGCAGUUACUGUUAGCAGAAGCAGCUAGGAAAGAAUCUCAGAACAUCUCCAAAUUCUUCUCCAUCCCCAAAGCAGGAUGUAAAGCCAAGGCUUCAGAAAUUGAUUUUGCAGAAGAGAAAAUCAACUGUCUCAAUGAAUUGCCUCAGUUUUCCUCCCGAAGAGCGUGUGAAGAGAAAACUGAACCUCAGGAAUACCUUGAUACUGUUUUUAAAGAAGAACUAACAAGUUCAUCUCCCCCAAAAGAGCAGGAAUUGAAGAAUAUAGAAGAUAUGCCUUUGAGCAGUCAAAGAUUAGAGAGAGAGUACUCGUACUCUGGAUCACAUUUUGAAAAGCUAAAGGCUGAAUCUUUGAUUGAAGAAGAUAUAACCAAUGAUUGUGAAAAUCUUAACGGAAAAAGACUAGGAUCAGCUGAGGACCUGGAGAGCCCUGCUGAAAAGAGGCUACGAAUGAUGAACAUGUCCUCCAUUUUGUCACAGUCAGAGGGAAAAGCUGGUAGACUGGCAAAAAAGAAAGUCACUUUUGACCCAAAGUUAUCACAGGAUGAUAAAGAAGGGAACACGAGAGCCGUUAAGCCACCUUCAAAAACAUUGUCGCUUAAGGAAACAGCAGAUAUUGUUGUAAAAUAUUUGACUCCUUUCUACAAAAAUGGGAAAUUUGCAUCUAAGGAUUUGUUCAAGGGAUUUGCCCGACACCUCUCUCAUUUGUUGGCUGCAGACAAAAGUAGCUUCCGCAAAACAGUGAAAGAAGAAGCGCAGAGGCUGAUCAAGACAUUUUUCAAAAGCCGAGACAAGUGUGAAAGCGAAACAGACUGGCAGGAGCUGGCCACUUUUGAAACGUGACUCACGAAAGGCCCUGCUUCACUUUGCUGGUUGUGACAGAGGACUGUCCCUCCAUGUUUCACUAUAGCUACGCUUUGUAACAAUGCAAUGGGGAAGAGGAGGGGAGAGGGCAGUUGGGAGAUAGAGGCGCCAGGGUUAAGGAUUAGAUAGAUUUUCUCUAUCUGAAAAAAAGGCAUGUUGCUGUCAGGUUUUGAGAGCAACCCACUUUCUUCCUUCUAGCAAGUAUGAGUGAAUUCAAAUUUUAUUAUUUGGCUAGGCAUAUAAUUAUGUCUGGAGAGUCUCCAGUCUUUUAAUACAGAUUUUACUGGCAGCUACCUUAAAUAGAAGAAAUGCAUUUGCCUCAGUCAGGAUUUCUUUGCUGUGAGAGUAACAUGUUAGAGAGUACUUUGGGAAAGACCAGUUAAUUUAUAAUUGGAAGGAAACCUGGAAGGGUUAUUUUAGCCAAAGCUCUUUAGAUUUCUGUUCUUUUAUGGUGUUGACAUGUUUCUUUUAUUCCAAAAGUGUUCCCUUGCAUUUUUCCCUCAGUUGGUAAUAUAAUAACAAAUUAAAUGCAGCAAAUUAAGGGCAUAGCAGCCAGUACUAAUUAAAUACAUGCAGUGCUUUGGUUUUUUUAAAGUGCUAUUUAGAGUGGGACUUCCAAUGUGGGCAACAGGAACUAUUUUGAUGCUUAGGUUUUCCUACAUUAUUUUUGUUCCCAAUUCCUGCUUCAGUAACUCUGCUCCCCUAUUAAGUUAUAAAUGCACAAUUAAGGAAUCCUGUCUUCCUUCUGCAUCAUCUGUCAGUAUUUGCAAUGUGUACUUCGGGGACACCCUGCCAGCUACCCUGAUAGCUCUUGGUGUAAUUUUCCUUUAUCUCCCACCAAUAUGACCAGAGUCUUUGUUGGCUGGGAACAAUGGACGUUAUGCCUUUAGACUGAGUUUGGUAGGAGAGUUCUGAAAUGUUAUUUUUAAGGAGAGAAUUAAUAUUGUGUCUUGCUUCUGUUCCUAGUUGGCAUGACUUUCUUUAUCCAAGAGGGACUAUUACCUACCUCUUAUGGUUAGAAAUGUCUAGUUAGGAGCAGAUUUUUCUUUUCAUAAAACCUCAGGAAUAAAGGUCAAUACCUCCCUUCCCAAAGAUUCUGUUCUUUGAUAUUAAUUGAAUGGAAAUGCCUGAUAUAUUUAAGGAAAAUUGCCAUUGCAGUAUCAGUGCACAUUGCUCUAAAAUUAUGUAGUAGUAAUAUUUUACAUUGCAUUUUUAUUUUUUGCAUAUGGAGUAAAUUUUAGACCCUUGCAGAUCAUUAUUCACAGACUUUUUCAAUGGGUUUCAAAGGCUGUUACACAGAUUAUUUGUAUGGUGAGGAGCUGUAAUGUUUUGAGGGACCCCUGGCUUUGCCACAUUAUAAACAUGGGUUUGAUGUAUUAAAACAUGCUUUUAGGUAAAUAAUGUAAAAUUAGCACUUUAAAAUAUAAAAAAUGUGAGAAAUUAUCAAUUACUGUAGUAGUCUCCAAUUCCCAUCUCGAAGUUGAGUUGCUUCAAAUAGUUUUGUUUUCAGGUAAGAAAAUUUUUUUUACAGCUCACAUUCUCUAUAAUAAGUAGAGAAAUAAAUGCACAUUUGAAAGAGAUGAGUUAGUUCUUUUCAUAUGUCACAUACGUAAAAGCCAUACUAUUGUACUGUGCCUCCAAUCUGGACCUAACUAGUAGCUCAGUAUUAUGGCAAAGUGACCCUACAGAGCUUAUAAGGAAAAUGCUGUUUUAUUGAUAUUUAAGAGAAACUGAAUAUAUUUGGGGAGUCUUGAUUAAAAUUGUAGUUUUUAUCAUUAUGGUUUUUUGACCUGUGCCUUAGAUCUGUCCCUGCCACUGAUCUUUCUGAUGUUGAGAGCUGAUAGAUAAAAGCAGAAUUGUGGAAGAGAUCAACAAAUUAGCUUCUGCUGGAAAAAGAGGGUUUGUAACUUUAAAGGUACAUGGCAAGCUGCUAAUAAAAUUAAUGUUAAAGAUG
Molecule: messenger RNA, 4095 nt
Organism: Thamnophis sirtalis
Lineage: Eukaryota; Metazoa; Chordata; Lepidosauria; Squamata; Natricidae
Source: RefSeq, a predicted model, not a curated record